Molecule: messenger RNA, 1095 nt
Organism: Trichoplusia ni (cabbage looper)
Lineage: Eukaryota; Metazoa; Arthropoda; Insecta; Lepidoptera; Noctuidae
Gene: PI31
Product: proteasome inhibitor PI31 subunit
Exons: 6
Coding region: 177-1022 (281 amino acids)
Biological process (GO): proteasome-mediated ubiquitin-dependent protein catabolic process
Molecular function (GO): proteasome binding; endopeptidase inhibitor activity
Source: RefSeq, a predicted model, not a curated record
UUUGGUUUGUCAUUUUGACAGUUGAAGGAAAACAUGACGAGUCUUUUUCAAUUUCACAAGAAUUUAUAAACACAUAAACUGUAAACAAGAAAUUUCACAAAUACAAAAAGAUUACUAAGAAGUACUUAGUACAUUUGUGCGCAUAUUAAGCGAACAUUGAGUAGUCCAAAAGCGCAAUGUCUGACGCACUAUUUGGAUGGGACUUAACUUUCAAAACGGUCGAAAAAGAUAUAAAACGGAAAUCUGAUGUUAUUAUUGCAUUUAUUCAUUGGAAUCUAUCUAAGAGAGGUUUUAGAAGUAUUGGCAUAGGAGAUGAGAGGACAUUAUCUGGUGAUGAAGAAAAGAGUGAGCUGCUGCCAACUGGCUGGAAUGACAAGGACAAUUAUGCCUUGAGAUAUCUUCUUGAAAAUAAACUGUUUAUACUGCACGGACUGAACACUGAUGGCAACCUCAUUGUCAAUCUGAUGAGAUCAGAAGACUUGGUGGUAUCGAAUAUAGCUGUGAAGAUAGAUGACACGGUGAAGGAGUUGUGUGGGCCUAUUGACAAGAUGAUGCCGAACCACAGGGAGUUAAUAUACAAUGUGAGGAGAGACCUCAUUGAUACGGUCACAGAGAGGCCUACAACUACCACUGAGACCCAGACUUCUAGAAGUGAAUCAACAACAAGGAGGCCGCCAGAAGACCCGCUGAGGGUGCCACCGCGACCGAUGCCAGGAGUUAACCCUGACACCCCAGACCUAUGGGGAAUGCCACCACCGCGCCUGCCAAACAUCGGCAGCUCCGACCUGGACCCGUUCGCGCCCGGCGGCGGCGGCAUGCUGUUCAAUCCGUUCGAACCGCGCAGGGAUCUCGAGAACCCUGGCCUCGGAAUACCAGGAGGACUACCGAGGGGUGCAGUUCCCCCAGGAGCCCGGUUCGACCCGUUCGGUCCUCCCGGCGGGCCCAUGCCGGGGCGCCGGCCCGCGCCGCCCGAUGCCGACCACCUGCCGCCCCCGGGCUUCAACGACAACAUGUUCUUGUAACAUGGAGUCCUACCCUAAUUAAUAUCCUACAUUUGUUCACAUCAAUAUGAAUAAAGUUAAUUUGGAAAUAUAA